AGGAGAGUCGUCGUCCUCCUCUCUCUAGCUUACUCGCCCUCAAUGAAAACUCCCUCUGCUCUCGCGUCCCCAACCUUCACCGUCAACCUUCGCUCACCCCUCACAACCUCUCACAACCUCUCAUUCGCUCACCUCUCACAAUCUCUCUUAAAAUCGCCUAUCGUCGCUCACAUCUCACUCAAUCUCUCUGAAACGAUGCAAGAAACCAAUGGCUAAAACAAAAAGGGCUCACCUUCGGCGGUGGCGACGGUGAUGAUGAAGCCUAGACUUCACUAUUUCGCCUCUCUAUUCCAGCUUAGGGUUGAUAAUUUGGUAUCUUGGAUUCAAAAGAGGCGUUCCUGCAAAGCACUUUCUUUGUGCUCAGUAUCGGAUUGGUCCAUUUGAUGUACGGAUUCGUAACAGUGAAAACGGUGAGCUUCCAUCUCCAAAACCUCAUGCAGUUCAUAUGUGUUAUCAGUAAUUUGGCAGAAAUCCACUGCUUUUGGUGGAGUGAUUUCUUCAUACUUCGAUGCAAUGAGCAUAGCGGAAACACCGAGCAGCUGAAGCUUGGAUCUAUUGAGAGAAUGGAUAGAUAGGAAUUUGUCAAUGUAGGAAACAGCUAGAUGAAGAGUUUCUGGGAGAAGUUUGUAUUCAUCCGCAACCUCAACUAACCAAUCCACCAAUGUUCUCCUCAUAUUUGUAGUAAUGCAUCUCUGAACUUUAUCCAUGUAAUCACCCGCUGGUCUUUGUUUGUCCUGCAUCUCCAUUGUGCGAAGGUAAUCUGAGAUAUCGGAUAGGUAAGGCUGGAUAAUCUGCUGAGUGUCACGUUUUGCAUUGCUUUUGUUACAAACAGACUUAUCCAAAUUGGAAUUAGGAAGUAAGGAAAUUGUUGAAGUUAAUGCUGAUUUGCUGAGGUUCUUGAAUUGGCUGGAAAUGCUGCAAGGGAUAACAAGAAGACUAGAAUUGUGCCAAGGCAUGUUCAAUUGGCUGUUAGAAACGAUGAAGAACUGAGCAAGCUACUUGGUGAUGUUACCAUUGCCAAUGGCGGCGUGAUGCCCAAUAUUCACAACCUGUUGCUUCCAAAGAAAACUGAUUCCUCCAAGGGUGCUGGUGACGAUGAACGAUUCUUUGAUAAAAGCUGAUUUCGUUAAUGGGUUUACAAGGCUAGGUCCCAGCAAUUCUAGUGCUAAUGUGAGUAUCGUCCUCCUCAUCAAGCUUGGCCAAACCAAAAUCAGAUAUCUUUGGGUCAAGAUUGGUAUCAAGCAAUACAUUAGUGGCCUUGAUGUCCUUGUGAACAAACUUCAGUCUUGACUCUUCAUGGAGGUAUGCCAAACCUCUAGCAAUACCAACACAAAUCUUCUGCCUUGUUGACCAAUCUAAUUUAAUUUGGUGUUCCUCUGGACCAAAUAAAGCACGCGCUAAACUAUUGUUUUCCAAGUAUCCAUAUAUCAGCAACAAUUGAUCUCCCUCCACACAGAAACCAUUGAGUUUAACAAGAUAAGGGUUUUGCAAAGCAGAAAUCAUGCCUAUCUCAUAUAAAAACUCACGAUUCCCUUGCUUUGAUUUAGAAGAAAGUUGCUUCACUGCUAUUAAUGUUCCAUUGGGUAAACACCCCUUGUACACGGGACCAAACCCUCCUUCUCCAAUCUUAUUGGAAACAUCAAAGUUAUUUGUGGCUGCUUCGAUUUGUCUUAUGGCUGUUGCUGGUCUUGUUGGUAAUGAGAAAAUGAAGGCUAGCACCAAUGUUAGGCAUAUUAUCCUUCCUUGUAAUAGUACUGCCAGGGCUCAAGUUAUCCCUGAUAUUAUUCGCUGUUAUAGCAGUGGUGGCCGGACAAUUAUAUUUGCAGAGAAAAAGGAGUCUGCUUCCGAGUUUGCUGGAUUGUUGCCUGGAGCAAGAGCUCUCCAUGGUGACAUUCAGCAGUCACAGCGUGAGAUUACAUUGAAAGGUUUUAGGUCUGGUAAAUUCUUGACAUUGGUGGCCACCAAUGUGGCAGCCAAGGGUCUUGACAUCAAUGAUGUUCAGUUGAUUAUCCAGUGUGAGUCUCCCCGGGAUGUAGAAGCAUAUAUUCAUCGGUCUAGACGUACAGGAAGAGCUGGCAACACUGGAGUUGCUGUGAUGCAUUAUGAUCCAAGAAGGUCAAAUAUAUCUAAAAUCGAAAGAGAAGCAGGUAUUAAAUUUGAACACGUAUCUGCUCCUCAGCCUGAUGAAAUUGCCAAAGUUAAUGGCGGGGAAGCGGCUGAAUUGAUUUCUGAUGUGUCUGAUAGUGUGAUUCCUUCAUUCAAAGCUGCUGCUGAGGAACUAUUGAACAACUCUGGUUUAACAGCUGUUGAGUUACUUGCAAAAGCUCUUGCCAAGGCUGAGGAUAAGGUUGACGGGGUGCAAGGUCUUGCUCUAACUGCAGAUGGACAGGGUGCUAUUUUUUUGAUGUACCAGUCAAGGACUUGGAUGCAUUUCUUGUCGGUCAGAAGAAUGCUGUCAAUGUAA
Messenger RNA from Lathyrus oleraceus (garden pea), 2464 nucleotides. RefSeq names its product DEAD-box ATP-dependent RNA helicase 7. Gene Ontology annotation, molecular function: RNA binding; RNA helicase activity. The coding region runs from base 1502 to 2464 and encodes 320 amino acids. The transcript has 4 exons. The record is from RefSeq and is a predicted model, not a curated record. NCBI's taxonomy places the organism in Eukaryota, Viridiplantae, Streptophyta, Magnoliopsida, Fabales, Fabaceae.